UUCACCAACAAAGGAGUGCGUGAGAUGCGCUAAUCUGGUUCGGGACACAACAAGCGUGGAUGCAGUGCUGCCCUCUCUUUCCCCUCAGGCAAGUAAAGGUGGCACCGUCUUCGUCCUUGGAAGAGAAGCACAGCACUCCUCAGCCUCCGUGAUGUUCCGCCCAACUCUUUUCUUGGCGCUCGUGGUGGUGGGCUUGGCUGCUAGUCUGACCACAGAGGAUCAUGCCAUCACAGAGAAAUUGCAGGGUUCGUCACUUCAAAGUAAGGCAUCGUCGAUGACGACCAGGCUAAUAAACCAUUCAAGUGGGUCAAGGGGUCGUAUGGAGCAACCCACCCUGAGAGCAAGACCGUCACAACAUGAGCUCGACCAUGAACAGCAAGUGGAGGACGAUUUGUACACGAUCCGCAUCAUCAUCAUCAUCAUCAUCGUGUUCGUCAUCAUCCUGGUGAUCCUGGUGCUGAUCAUCGUGGCUUUCAUGUUCCAGAUCAGCAGGGCCGCCGACAAGAUCGCCGCUAAUGGCUCUUCUUAAGGAGAUUGAUAGAUAGAUACACUGAUGGGUUGAUAGAUUGAUUGGUAGCUAGCUAAAUAGAUCGAAUAUUUGAUUGAUGCAUGGAUAUACAGAUAGAUUAAUUAAUAGAUUGCUAGAUAUAUAGAUAGAUUAACAAAUAGCUAUUAAUUAAUUGGUUUUUGGGCUGAUUGACUAAGAGAGAGAGGAAGAGAGACUAUCACUACAUUUAUCAUGGCACUUCGAAUCUUUACCUGUAUUCAACAACAGAUCCCUAAUUAGCGUGUUGUAUUUCGGCUUCUUAAUCAAUAAAUUAUGCAAGAGAAGAUU
Scylla paramamosain (green mud crab) is the source of this 835-nucleotide messenger RNA. RefSeq lists its product as uncharacterized. NCBI's taxonomy places the organism in Eukaryota, Metazoa, Arthropoda, Malacostraca, Decapoda, Portunidae. The record is from RefSeq and is a predicted model, not a curated record. The coding region runs from base 152 to 529 and encodes 125 amino acids. The transcript has 5 exons.